AUGGAACCAACUUCGAGUUCGGCCUGUGAUUCGGAUCCCUCCCUCCAGACGUGCGUCCGAUGCUGCCUGGAAAAGCCUAUCGAUGAUUUUGUGUCAAGAACGAAGGCAAAGCGACCAACCAAAUGGUGUCUUGCCUGUCGAUACUACGGCAACGAGCGCUGGGCAGCAAGCAAGAAAUUGCGGCUCGAAACAGAGAAAGACCCCGAGUCGCAGGAGAAAGUUAGCAGCGGGCAAUCCGUGAGCGAACAAGAAGGCACAGAAACUCCAGUGGUCAGCAAGAUGCCACAUCGGGUCCGUCCAAGCUCUCGCAGGGCUCCCUAUAUGGUACCUGCCUACGCAACAAAGACCCUGCCGUACAAGACUCCCGAGGCCGGGUAUUUUUCGAUGAUCCCCGAGCAGACUCAAGUCCCGAUGCCAGGCCGGGCAGCAGCAUGCCAGACAUAUCCAAUCCCUGGAUAUGUUCCGUACAUGCCCCCUGGUCCUGGCACCUACGGUCUCCAAGGAGCACCCGGAUGUUUGCAGAUUGUCACCCCUCCGCUCAACCCAUCCGCCAUGUACUCUAUAAGGUGGAACUAUGGCUAUGGAGCAUCACUGUCCAUGAUGCAAAGCCCACAAUGGGGCGCAUCUAAUGAUUUCAGUCCUCUGCCCGCCGCUCAAGAAAGCGAUGGGGGAGAUACUAGCGGUUCCGAAAGUGAAGGCUCCGGGUGUACCACGUCCAAUAGUGGAAGCUCCGAACAGGGAACCCCCCAGCAUGACAGCUUGAGUCAGGGAGUCCUUGGAAACGGAUUUUCUGCUAACACCACGUCCCAAGAUGAAACUUCGGUUCAUGUGACAAUUGGGGAGGAAGAUUCUGAUAACGGAGACACCGUGAGCGCGGUCUUCGCAAAGCUAUCAUCAGUGUCAUCAUCUUCAGGUGUUACAGGCAACCCACUCCGAGUCCAGUCCUAUGAUUGGGAGGGAGAAAAGGAGAAGAUCGGUGAAGGAUGUCAAGAAGAGAAGUUCCGGGUCUCUUCUGAGGACCCUGAAUCUUCACCAGCCCCCUACUUCAUUUGCUUAUCCUGUUGUACCCCGAGGCCAAGCCGCCUGGGUGAUGACGGCAUCUGUGUUUACUGCUUUGAAGAUCCGACGCAGUAUUGCAUCCAAGGAGGUCAUGAGGAUCACAAAACCUCGUUCAUCGACACUGAUGGGCGAUUUCAUGAGGUUUGCAAUCGGUGUCGUGCUAAUUCAGAUCUACGAUAA
Molecule: messenger RNA, 1239 nt
Organism: Penicillium cataractarum
Lineage: Eukaryota; Fungi; Ascomycota; Eurotiomycetes; Eurotiales; Aspergillaceae
Exons: 3
Coding region: 1-1239 (412 amino acids)
Source: RefSeq, a predicted model, not a curated record